Messenger RNA from Darwinula stevensoni, 1584 nucleotides. The record is from the annotation of a GenBank genome assembly. Lineage: Eukaryota; Metazoa; Arthropoda; Ostracoda; Podocopida; Darwinulidae.
AUGGCUUUUUGUCUGGAAUGUUCUGAAGCAGAUGUGGAUAUGCUAUUGUACCUGAAAGAGACAAGAGGAAGUGAGAGGACAGGGACACUGUUGAAUCUACUGGCUAUUCUUUCCCGCUUCCGAUGUGUCUACAAUGACUGGAUAUCUGCCAGUCAGGAUGGGGCAUUUCUUUUUUCCCUUGAAGAAGCCGAACUACACCAGCAAUACAUGAGGUUUCACCAGGUAUUGUGGGAAAAGGUGUAUCGUAGCACAGAGUUCUUGGUGCAUGAACCAGGUGCACCAGAGACCUUGGGUGAUUUGGGUGCCAACUUCACCAUCCUUCUCUUUGAGUACCAGGGUGAACAACCCAAGGACUUGGACCUGAACACCCUAACAGUCUUUCAUCGAUUCUCAGGUGUCAUGCCAGUGUCUACAGUCCCUUACCAUGUGGCAGUGCGCUACCUGAAUGUUCUGCUGGAAGAGAGUUUUCUGGCAAAGAUUCAGGAUGGAGAAGCUGAGUCUUAUGAGCGUCUCAUUGUCCAGGCAUGGCUUCGGGCCCUCAUCUUUCACAGUCCUCGGGAUGGGGUAGUCGCACAGUCACUAGAGGACCUCACUCAUCGUCUCUUCUCUCAAUUACCCUCUCUCCAUGGCAACAUUCUGCAGCUCUCUGAUUUACAGGAACAAGAUUGGAUUGCUUUUCUUGUUGCCCUUGGAUAUGGAUAUCAGAUCUAUGAAACGGAGGGAGAACAAGUGCAUUACAAGGCUCUGGUCCUUUCCUACCUGGGUCCUCUGGACAAACAUCUAAGAAUUCGGGUUCAUUCCCCUGAUCUUGACUGGGCACAGGUUCACCAUGUCCUCUCCCAACUUGUCUUCUCAUGUGGACCCCUCAUCUAUGAUGCUGACAAAGAUUGCCUCCUGUCCAGUUUGUCUGCUUUGGUCAUUUUGCCACCUUCAGUCUAUGAUCUUGCACGGCCUCUUGCUUUACCUGUCCUUGAAGCCCUUCGUACUCACCUGGCCAUGGAAUGCCUACUUGAGGAAGAAGGCUUACAGGAGUACCUGAAUACAGCCAUUUUGGAGACUCAUCUCUCUCAAAAAGACAAGCAUCCAAUCAUCUCUGGGAGUAGUUCAUUAUCGUCAGCACUCCGCCCAACAGUUGAACCGCUCUCUCAGGCCCUGAACUUCCUCCAUGAGAGCCUGGAGUCAUACAAAGGAGAGCUGAAGUGGCGAUCCAUCACAAAGGCAGCUGGUGUCCUAGCCUCCCCUCUCCUGCUACUCCUUGUCUACACUGAGAACCUUCCACUGAAGCGGGUUGCCAAUGUCAUUGUACAGAUGUUCCUCACUGCUGCCACCCCUUCAUCCCCUCUCUUCCAGACAAUGAGAGACAUUGUGCUGAAGGUGACACAAUGUCACCUAGGGUUUCGUACUGAUGGCACCUUCCGCCUUCUUGAGGUCCUGUGUUGUGUCCAUCCUACCCUGAUGACCUCCGUCUUUCCUCAGAUCUCCAUCAUCAUCUCAGAACUUGAGGAGAAGCGUCAAGUCAAGCAGGAUCGGGUGCUUCGGGAGGGUGAAGCCAAGUUGAAGACUGCACUGCAGCGAAACACAUGA